AUAAAUAAUUCAAGACAAAUAAAACUUAUAUUCACUCUAUUUUCUUUGUAUACUAGUACCAGACAUAGAUAUAUGUUACGUAAACGUUCAUCCAAGUUUCAUGUAAUUUAAGCAUUAUGUUCUAAUGUGAGAGCGUAACUCCGAUUGUAUGGGAGUAACCAAAACCUUGUUAUGAGUCAAUUAUAUUUUUUUGCCUGUAACUUUACUUUUUUCAUACAUUUAGGAAACUUUACAUACUUAUUCUUCAACUACGUGCCUUUUAUACUGUUUGAUAUUUUACAAAUUUCACGCAUAUCAGUGAAAGGAUAAGGAUCAAAGUCAAAUGGCGUUCUAAAAGUUUUAAUCAUGUGUCGAAAAAUGGCAGUAAAUUUACUGUGGCUACAAAAUUUUCUUGGACAAUCCACCUCUAUUGGGCUAGCGUGGGGACUAUAGCCCGAGCCCUCUCGCGCAUGAGAGGCCUGUGCCCAGCAGUGGGACGUAUAUAGGCUGAAUUAUUAUUAUAUUAUUAUAUAAUCCCCCUCUAUUUCAAAUUAUCUUUGCUUAUAGUCAAUUUUUUCUUUGUCUGCAGGCGCCAGCAUUAGAAUAACCGCAAUAUAGCGAACAAAGGAAACAUGCUGCGCAUACGAACCAGUUCUGUUGUUCAAUACUACAAAUAUGUAUUUGGAGAACUAGCGGAUCCCCGCACAAACAACUGGUUCCUCAUCUCCAGCCCCAUCCCAGGGCUGAUCAUCAUCUACCUAUACCUACAGUUUGUGACCAAAUGGGGUCCCCGCUACAUGGCCAACAAGCCGCCCUUCCAGCUUCAGAAGACUCUGGUGGUAUACAACUUUCUGCAAGUUUGUGUCAGCUGCUGGAUAGUAUAUGAGGGUCUGGAUGCAGCCUGGCUUCGGCACUAUAGUUUGAAAUGCCAACCAGUCGACUUUUCUAACAGCCACGAGGGGAUGAGAGCGGCCCGAUGUGUAUACAUAUACUUCCUGGCGAAGAUCACAGAGCUCCUGGACACGGUGUUCUUCGUGCUUCGCAAAAAAGACCGCCAGAUCACCUUCCUACACCUGUACCAUCACGCUGCCAUGCCCAUGAUAUCCUGGGGAGCGACUAAAUACUACCCCGGCGGGCACGGCACGUUCAUCGGCCUCGUGAACUCCUUCGUCCACAUCUUCAUGUACGCUUACUACAUGGUGGCCGCCCUUGGUCCUGAGUACCAGAGGAAACUGAACUGGUGGAAGCGGCAGAUCACUACACUUCAAAUGGUAAGUUGUCUUUCUUAUAGCUGUAAUGACGGUUAUGUUUUUGAGCGAACCCGCUUGAUAAAAGUAAAAUUUGAUUUCUCGCGUAAUAUGCCAUUUUGCACUGGUUCCUGCAACAUACAUUUUAUGACGGUUUUUUUAUACUUUGUCGGUGGCAAACAAGCAAACGGCCCGCCCGAUAGUAAGCAGUUUCCGCAGUCUUUGGACGCCUGCAACUCCAGAGGUGUUACAUGCGCGUCGACGACACUCCGCACCCUCGUUGAGCUGCACAUAAUAACUACGUCCACGCAUACAUAAGAAAUAUGCAUUCCCGCUUGAGAUGCGUUUUUUUUUCAAUAAAACUCGAUAAAUUGUGACUUUUGAUAGCCAACCAGGCCAGCUAGGAACAAAUAUCAGUGUUGCAGUGUAUCAGGAUUUGAACCCGGGACCAUCGGCUUCGUAGGCAGGGUAGGCACUACCCACUAGGCCAGACCGGUCGUCAAAUUAAUCGCGUAUUUUGACCGCUAAUUAUUUCAUUUUCCUUUGUAGUUAAGAUCUGUUACAGUUAUUUAAGACAAUCCACUGAACCAAGAUAUUGAACUUUCGUAUUCGUUCCUAAAAUCGGAGUUUCAUUCCUUAAUCAUUCUAUAUAGAACAAAACAAUGGAAUGGCUUAUAAAUAGUAUUGUGUUGAUUUAUUUUAGACGAAGUAAAUUUUAAAUUAACAUUAGACCAUUGUCUCUGUACUUGGCCUUGCCAAGCCACGUGGAUAAAACGGCUUUGUAUGUAGAUCAUAAGGGCUAAGAUUUUUUUAAGGGCUAAGAGUUCUUUAUCAUAUGUCACUAUACCUGUCACGUUCUAACAAUAUGUAAACGCGAAAGUGACGAGCAUAGUGACGUGAUAAAAAUGGAACCAUGCUGCCAGCGCAGCAGCUGUAGGACGGUCGCAUUUUUAUCACUGGUCACUAUGCCCGUCACUUUCGCACUUACAUACUUGUUAGAACGUGACAGGCCUAUGCCAAGCCUAUGACAAGUCAUAAAAAUGCAACCGUGCUACAGACGCAGGAUUAAAAUAGUAGAUUGUUAACCAAGGGAUGAAAGACACUCAUUUCUGUCGAGUUAGUUUCGGACUACAAUAGUUCGAGGCUGAAACGGUGCCUUACACAAUAGGUUGCAUUUAUGAAAUGUACAAGAGAUAAGAAGCGAUUUUGAAAAUUUCUACCCCUAAGGUGGAUAAAAUGGGUUUGAUCUUUUGUAUGGCGUUAAAUUUUUAUUUUAAGCUUGGGACUUGUAACUUCGAGAAUAGGUAAUAUAUUAAAAUAAAAUAAUAGUGAUUUCAGCGUUUUUGGAAAUUCAUCACCUAAAAGGGUUAAAAAGGGGUUGAAAGUUUGUAACGAUAAUGAUCUGAGUAGGGUCUCGAAAUUAGUAGGAACAGAAAAUAUUAAAAAGUAUGGAAAAUAAUUUUAGUGUUUAUGAAAAUUCAGCUCCUUAUAAAAAGCUCCUUAAAAAGGGGUUGAAAGUAUUUCUAGGGAAAUAAAUCCACGCGGACGAAUUUGUGGGCAACAGCUAGUUAAAAAUAAUCUCUUUUUUCCUCAGGUCCAGUUCUGCUUAACGUUUCUACACUCCUCGCAACUUCUCUUCUACGACUGCGGCUUCCCUCGCUGGACGCUCGUCUUCACUCUUCCUAACUCCAUCUUCUUUUACUAU
Cydia pomonella (codling moth) is the source of this 2931-nucleotide messenger RNA. Its product is annotated as elongation of very long chain fatty acids protein AAEL008004-like. The transcript is spliced from 5 exons. Gene Ontology annotation, biological process: fatty acid elongation, monounsaturated fatty acid; fatty acid elongation, saturated fatty acid; fatty acid elongation, polyunsaturated fatty acid. Gene Ontology annotation, molecular function: fatty acid elongase activity. The coding region runs from base 612 to 1544 and encodes 310 amino acids. Gene Ontology annotation, cellular component: endoplasmic reticulum membrane. NCBI's taxonomy places the organism in Eukaryota, Metazoa, Arthropoda, Insecta, Lepidoptera, Tortricidae. The record is from RefSeq and is a predicted model, not a curated record.